AUGGCCCCGUGGCUGCAGCUCUGCUCCGUCUUCUUCACGGUCAACGCCUGCCUCAACGGCUCGCAGCUGGCCGUGGCCGCGGGCGGCUCCAGCAGAGCGCGGGGCGCCGACACCUGCGGCUGGAGGGGAGUGGGGCCGUCCGGCAGAAGCAGUGGGCUGCACAACAUCACCUUCAGAUAUGACAACUGCACCACUUACUUGACUCCAGUGGGGAAGCACGUGAUUGCCGACGCGCAGAACAUCACCAUCAGUCAGUAUGCUUGCCAUGACCAAGUGGCGGUCACCAUUCUUUGGUCCCCAGGGGCCCUUGGCAUCGAAUUCCUAAAAGGAUUUCGAGUAAUAUUGGAGGAGCUGAAGUCAGAGGGAAGACGGUGCCAACAACUGAUUCUAAAGGACCCGAAGCAGCUCAACAGUAGCUUCAAAAGAACUGGAAUGGAAUCUCAACCCUUCCUGAAUAUGAAAUUUGAAACGGAUUACUUUGUGAAGAUCGUCCCUUUUCCUUCCAUUAAAAAUGAAAGCAAUUACCACCCUUUCUUCUUCAGAACCCGCGCCUGCGACCUACUGCUACAGCCAGACAACCUGGCCUGUAAACCCUUCUGGAAGCCUCGGAACCUGAACAUCACCCAGCACGGUUUGGACAUGCAGGUGUCCUUCGACCACGCGCCACACACCUUUGGCUUCCGUUUCUUCUAUCUUCAUUAUAAGCUCAAGCAUGAAGGGCCCUUCAAACGAAAGACCUGUAAGCAGGAGCAAAAUACAGAGACAACCAGCUGCCUCCUUCAAAAUGUUUCUCCUGGGGAUUAUAUAAUUGAGCUUGUAGAUGACACUAAUACAACAAGAAAAGUGAUGCAUUAUGCCUUAAAGCCAGCACACUCCCCGUGGGCGGGGCCCAUUAGGGCUGUUGCCAUCACUGUGCCUCUGGUUGUCAUCUCGGCGUUUGCCACCCUCUUCACUGUGAUGUGCCGCAAGAAGCAACAAGAAAAUAUAUAUUCACAUUUAGAUGAAGAGAGUUCUGAGUCCUCCUCGUACACCACGGCACUCCCCAGAGAGAGGCUCCGGCCUCGGCCGAAGGUCUUCCUCUGCUAUUCCAGUAAAGAUGGCCAGAAUCACAUGAACGUUGUCCGGUGUUUUGCCUACUUCCUCCAGGACUUCUGCGGCUGUGAGGUGGCUCUGGACCUGUGGGAAGACUUCAGUCUUUGCCGAGAAGGGCAGAGAGAGUGGGUCAUCCAGAAGAUCCAUGAGUCCCACUUCAUCAUCGUGGUGUGUUCCAAAGGCAUGAAGUACUUUGUGGACAAGAAGAACUACAGGCACAAAGGCAGCGGCCGGGGCUCCGGGAAAGGCGAGCUCUUCCUGGUGGCUGUGUCCGCCAUCGCUGAAAAGCUGCGCCAGGCCAAACACAGCUCCUCAGCCCAGCUCAGCAAGUUCAUCGCCGUUUACUUCGACUAUUCCUGCGAGGGAGAUGUUCCCGGCAUCCUGGACCUGAGCACCAAGUACAAGCUCAUGGACAACCUUCCCCAGCUCUGUUCCCACCUGCACUCCCGAGACCUCGGUCUCCCAGAGCCCGGGCAGUGCCCCGGACAGGUGAGCAGAAGGAACUACUUUCGCAGCAAAUCAGGCCGGUCCCUUUACGUCGCCAUUUGCAACAUGCACCAGUUUAUCGAUGAGGAGCCCGACUGGUUUGAGAAGCAAUUCAUUCCCCUCCGCCCUACCCCACUUCACUACCGGGAGCCAGUGCUGGAGAAGUUUGACUCGGGCUUGGUGUUAAAUGAUGUCAUGUGCAAACCAGGGCCUGACAGCGAUUUCUGCCUCAAGGCUGAGGCAGCGGUCCCCGGGGGGUCUGGGGUGCAGGCCGACUCGCCCUCGGAGGGCCAGCACUUGGGCCUGGACCAAGAGGUGGAGGUGGGGCCCGGGUCCAGCAGCGGCUCCGUCCUGCGCCCCCUGUUGCAUGUGGUGAAAGCCUCCAGCCCCUCAGAUAUGCCCCGGGACUCGGGCAUCUACGACUCAUCCGUGCCCUCCUCGGAGCUGUCCCUGCCCCUAAUGGAAGGACUCUCAGCAGAUCAAACAGAAACAUCUUCACUGACGGAGAGCGUGUCCUCCUCCUCUGGCCUGGGUGAGGAGGAUCCUCCCGCCUUCCCUUCCAAGCUCCUCGCCGCUGGGGCAUGCCGAGCAGAACCUGGUUGCUGCAGCUACACUGGUGAACUCCAUGCGGUCGCCCCUUUGUAACAAAACGGAAGAGUCUACGCAUUGCCACUUUAGCUGCUGCCUCUCUCUGGUGCCCCAGCUCUUCUGUCUGGUUGAGCAAUCUACUUGGAGCUGAGGUCUCCUACAAGGAUAUUUGGAGUGAAAUUUGGGCCAGUACUUGCUCUCCUUGCCCAUCCCUCUACCUGAUAUCUUGGCAAAGUAUCCAAUUUUCUAAAACCAUAUGGAUCUCUGGAAGGCAUGUCCAUAAGGUUUGACAGCAGCUGGUCACAUUAGGUCAGACCUUGGAUUAGAGCCAAUUCUGGGAGGUCGGGAGGAAAUAUGCACAGAGAAACAGGAAAAUACCUACACUGCUUCAGACCUUGUCCAUUCGCUGUUGGCUACUUUGAUUGGAAAUGCUUUGUGGAAGAAGCACUUUUAGUACCACUACAGCCACAGAAAUCAAGUGCCAGUCUAUCUGGAAUCCAUGUUGUUACAGAUGAUGUUCUUGUCUGUUUUGGGUAUAGAAUUUAAAAUGACAUGGAUGUUUAAAAAGCUCUGAGUCAAAGGUCAAGGAGGUGACUGUAUAUCGUAUCAUCUUUCAUAAAGUGAGUCUUUAUGUAUUCGUGGGCACCAUGGCAGGCUGAGGUGGGGGCUGCAGGGUCAGGCAGAUCAUCUAGACGGUUCUUUCUGACAUAGGUUGGUCAAUGACCAGAAAGCGGCAAAACUCAGGACACUGGACUGCCUCUUGGUUUGAGUAGGCAUCGUGUGGGGGCUGGAUCUGCCUGCCAAGUUUCCCUGGGGGUUGCAUUUACUGCCCAGUACCUCAGAUGUUGCUGCCUGGAAGUUUAUUUUUAAAAGACUAAUACCCAACUGGCUGUGUUACUGAAAGCCGGAGUUCGUGCUUCAUUCGGCUUCUGACCGAAAGCUGUGUCCAGAAUAUUAGGAAUCAGAGUCCACUGAAAUACGGCGGCCUGUGCAGGUGGCAGCACUGAAUCUGCUGAACUGGUUUUGAUUGAUGAUAAAUCUCAUUAUAAGAAGGUGGAAAGAAGACUGUCACAAAGAUGAGUUUGCUCUUCUAAUAUCAUCUGAAGAAGACAUGAGACCUGAAGUCAUUCAAUUCUUGAAUCUCAAAGUACUCCCCCCACAACCCAGCCUGUGAAUCGUGUUUCACUGUGUGUUUCUGUUGUUUUUAGCCAAUGAAAGAUUGGUCUCUUGUGCUUCUACCAAAAAUAGGUAUUUAGAACUUAGGAGGAAAGAAUUUACUUUAAAAAGGAAAAGUAAAUGUUCUGUUUUUAAUGAAUGAUGUUUCUACAGAAUUUCUCUUUCCAAAGGGAGAACAGUUAUUCACAUCCUGCUUAUCUGUUAGCAUGUGGGUAAUGAUGUCGUGGUCUCUCAUAUGGAAUCCCUUCUCCCCGGGUCCUUCAGGAGUUGUGAGC
This is a messenger RNA of Hyaena hyaena (striped hyena), 3617 nucleotides long. It is a transcript of the gene IL17RD, whose product is annotated as interleukin 17 receptor D. The record is from RefSeq and is a predicted model, not a curated record. NCBI's taxonomy places the organism in Eukaryota, Metazoa, Chordata, Mammalia, Carnivora, Hyaenidae. The transcript has 13 exons. Gene Ontology annotation, molecular function: interleukin-17 receptor activity. The coding region runs from base 1 to 2223 and encodes 740 amino acids.